CUCGCUUACUCUUGAAACUCUCUUGUAGCCGUUACAUUAUGUCUCCGUCACUUAAAAACUUCCGCAGAUGGGCAACAGAGCAUUCCGUUCGUACUGUAUUAGAACCUCAUACAUCUUCUGGCAAAGGAAAUGGUCUCUUUAUUGAUCCUGCCUUUGUUCACCAGUUGAAAUCUGAGUUCAAAUGUGGAAGUGAACAUGAAGGCGAAUUGCUGUUUGUGCCUCAUGAUCUAAUUAUCUCUCGUUCCCGUGUUCUCAAGCUUCCAUGUCUUGCCUUAAAACGUACCUUUGCCGUCCUUAGUACCGACUUGCUUACAGAGCGACUCGUUAUCCUUCUCUUCCUCCUUUACCAACGACUACUGCUAGAUCAUGGAGUAUGUGUCCUGGAAGAACCUUUACCUACUUUUGACAAUACAACUCCAACCAAUGCUGAGAACUUUUCGGCAGCAUCGCUCUUUGAGCCGUAUAUCGCUAUGUUGCCUGAUGUUUGUACACCAGUUACAUUGGACCCGGAUCUGGUUCGUGGUUACCUUGCAGGAACAUUAUUGCUCGACUCUGUUUGCGCUAAACGCUCAAAACUAGAGGCUGAGUUUGAGCUACUGAGUGGCAAUCUUGGUGUAUUUGACCAUUGGGCCAUCCGCCCAUCGCUUGACAACUUUAUAUGGGCGGAUGCCAUUUUUUGGUCUCGUGUGCUGUCAUUCCAGACUCAAUGGGACAGUGACAAGAGCACCGAUGACGGACUGGCAUCAAAGCCAGAUCACCAGACCGACGAUCUACAUAUGGUUCCUUUCCUCGAUUUUGCUAACCACGCGACAUAUCCAAACAUUCGUUGGCAAGUAGAUCCGGAUGGUCUUCGAGUAUGGGCUAAAGAAUCGCUACUAAAGGAUUUGGAUAGCGUUGAGAAUGAUGAGAAUCGAACCAAGUCGAAAAGACGAGAAGUGUUCUUGUCAUAUGGAAAUAAGCCCAACGUGGAGUUAUUGUUUCUAUAUGGGUUCACCUUGCAUGAUAACCCAACUAAAACUAUAACGCUAGCUAUGCCAAUGGAUGAAGAUGAUCCUUAUUAUAUGCCAAAGGCACACACUUUGAUGCGACUAGGCAUUCCUCCAAGGAUAACGGUUUAUAUGGAUAAGCACGACGGGCCGUGUGAUUUGGUAGAGAUUUGUAAAGGGCUGUGGAUUACUCACGAGUCACAGUGCCUUCUUUGGCUCUACGCCCUGAACGAAGAAGAUGGCAUUGGGGCUCUAAUCGAGGAACCUGAUGACAAAAUUUGCGUCACUCAGGAGGUUGAAGAUGAUGAGGAACAAAUGGAAGAAGCAGAUUUGAUGGAUGAAGGGUCUGUAGGCCGCCUCAUGUUGACAAUCCAAGAAACUAAGAUUGUUUCGAAAGAGGAGCUCCGUAAAAUCAUACCAAAACUUGAUAUCUAUCCAGUCUUGAUUCUCCGUUCAUUGGUUUUGUUGGCCGAUCGAGUUGAAUUCUAUAUUACAAGGAUUAUGGAGACUGGAGAUAAGGUGCAAAUUGCAGACGAUUUAGCGAUUGUCCGCGCCAUCAACUACGAAAUUGACUCGCAGAGCGAGAGCAGGCCGGACACUCCAUCCAGCGUAGCCUCACCAAGACUUCCAGCUACAAGAAGACUCUGCAACCAUACUGGUGAUUGCCUGAUGCCUACUUUGUUGGAGCCUGAUCAAGAGCACCCGAUCACUUGUCGCCAAUUUGAGGCUGAGAUGCAAAUAUCAAGUUUAGUGUCUACGAUGAAAAGCUAUCGUAUUGAGGAGAUGAAUCAAUUAGUUCAAAUGGGAAACUUUCUAGGAGAGGCACAAACAAGCUGCCUAGAAGAGAGCACGUUCAUUCGCGCAUAUCUUUCAAGAAUGCACUCUGAAAACCAAGAAGAGCCUCAGUAGAUUUUGA
This is a messenger RNA of Lobosporangium transversale, 1902 nucleotides long. RefSeq lists its product as hypothetical. Lineage: Eukaryota; Fungi; Mortierellomycota; Mortierellomycetes; Mortierellales; Mortierellaceae. Bases 39 to 1895 code for a protein of 618 amino acids. Gene Ontology annotation, biological process: peptidyl-lysine monomethylation. Gene Ontology annotation, molecular function: protein-lysine N-methyltransferase activity. The record is from RefSeq and is a predicted model, not a curated record. The transcript is spliced from 2 exons. Gene Ontology annotation, cellular component: nucleus.